AUGUCGCCGCAUCCCGACCGUCUAUCGAACACCAAUCUCGGCAAGCCAUUCCAUACAGAUUGGAAUACAAUCCAUGACUGGCAUAGCUAUACAAGGGGUCGCUUCCUUUUGAAUGAAGCUCAUGAACUGAGAAUUCGUCGCGCUGAUUUCAAUAUGAAUGAAUUGGCCAAGUGUGCGGCCGAAGCGGUCGGCUUUACGUUUUCAGACUGUGUUCGUAUCGAGAAGUUCUCGGAUGGAAUGUUUAAUAAAGCCUUCCUAUUCACGAUGCAGGAUGGGACGCAGGUUGUAGGUAAAGUGCCCAAUCCAAACGCUGGACGGCCUCACUACACCACUGCUAGCGAAGUGGCAACGAUGGAUUUCGUAAGGAACGAGCUGAGCACUCCAGUGCCGAAAGUAUUAGCCUGGAGUUCAAAAGCAGAUGGCAACCCAGUUGGUUCAGAAUACAUCAUCAUGGAGAAGGUUGGGGGUGUUCAACUUGAUAAAAUAUGGCCACAGAUGGACAUCAAGAAGAGGUUCGAACUCAUCAAAACAAUUUCUAGGUACCAAAAGGCAUGGAUGUCAAAAUCCUUUACCCAGUACGGGAGUCUCUAUUUCUCAAGCGAUCUGCAAGACCACCGUGGAUGCAUCAUUGUGAAUGAAGACGGGUCUCAAUCCGAAUAUGAUCGUUUUGCCAUUGGUCCAACAACAGGAAGAGAGUUUCUUGACGACGGGAAUGAUUUGCUUUCAUACAAAUCAGCAGUUGGCUUUCGAGAACUUGCCUGUGUACAAAAUAUGACUCAGCUACCCCGGUCACUUCUUGGGCUCUACGGUCCCGGUACAUACCAACCUUCACGUCCCAAAAAGGUAGCUGCUAUCCAGGACUAUCUCAGUCUGGUGCAGUUCUUUCUUCCCACUGACGACUCGAUUUGUUCCGCAUUCUUAUGGCAUCCUGAUCUCCACACCGAAAAUAUAUUUGUCGACCCCGACAGGCCGUCAGAAGUCUUAGGCAUUAUUGACUGGCAAUCCAGUGAAGUUCUACCAUUGUUUGAUCAUGCGCGUCAGCCAUACCUUCUUGACUAUGAUGGUCCUCCGGCAACUGGCCUUGAUCCACCAGAAUUUCCUGAGAACUUUGAUCAGCUUGAUCCUCCUGAGAAAGCAAAGGCCGAAAGGUUGUAUCUGAAUAUAUCACUUGCGACUCUUUAUAGGAAGCUCACUUAUGCCAAAAACAAGAAAUUGUUCGGAGCCAUGGAAUUUCAGCAGACAUCGAGUUUUGACAUGAUGCUAUUCGCUCAGAAUCUGCUGAUCGAUGGGGAAGCUCUAUACCGGGCCAGGGUCCUUGAACUUGGAGAUGAGUGGCCAUGCCUCCCAGGCGUACAAGCUUCCGGCAAUCCUCCUUUUCCUUUAGAAUAUUCCCCUGAAGAAGUCAAUUCAAUUGAGGAAGAUGCGAAUGGGGCAACCAGAAGCAUGGCAUUGAUGCAAGGUGUGAAAGAGUCACUGGGUGAGCUGUGGCCAGAGAAAGGUAUUGUGCCGCCUGAGCGGUAUGAUGACGCCCGGAAACUUUUAAAACAGGUCAAAACAGAAUUAAUUGAUCAGCUUGCACAAUCAGACGCAGAAAGACUUGAGUGGGAAAAAGCAUGGCCGUUUGAUGACUGA
Messenger RNA from Aspergillus niger, 1632 nucleotides. RefSeq lists its product as uncharacterized. NCBI's taxonomy places the organism in Eukaryota, Fungi, Ascomycota, Eurotiomycetes, Eurotiales, Aspergillaceae. The record is from RefSeq and is a predicted model, not a curated record. The coding region runs from base 1 to 1632 and encodes 543 amino acids. The transcript is spliced from 3 exons. Gene Ontology annotation, cellular component: mitochondrion.